AUAAAUAUGGAGUAAUUUUUUUAUCUGUCGCCUGUCUUUCUCUUCUCUGUCAUUCUCGCUCUCGCCGACUUCCGUCCUCCAGUCGCCACCACCGUCCACGGCCUCCGAUCUCUGCGGCUCUUUGCCUCCCCCACCGCCGCAGCCUGCGCUGUUUAACCGUUGCAUGCCCGCCUCCUCCAGACCCCGCCUGCCAGCCGGCCGCCCCAGACCCCUGGCUCCAGUAGAGCCCUGUCAUAUAUGCUUCCAAUGUCAAGCGGAAAUUUCUAUUUUGAUGACUCGAGAACUGAACCUUAGGUCGUUGAUCCACCCAAAAGUUGGACGUUGGUGAAAAUGUCAAGACCUUUCAAGAAGUGCCUUUGAAUGUAAUUUAGCCAUCUCAACUAAAGUUUGUAAGCAGCUGGAAUAUCCAGCUUGUUUGACUGCUAUGUGCACUUCAAUUAGUCAGACAUGCUUGAGCAAAGGCAGGGGUUAUUAUUUCCCUCCAUGCCACAUUUUGGAUAUUUCUGGUGUUUGGGUUUUAUUUGAUUGCCCUCUGGACCUUUCAUCUCUAACAGUCUUUUCUCCUCUCCCUGUGAAUUCUCAUGAUAUAAACAAUGAUAAGUUCUCCUUUUCAAGCCAAAAGUUUGUGGGUGUGGAGUCCAAUGAAGAGAAGAGGGGGAACAGUUUAAUUUAUGCUGAGCCGCGCUAUAGAACUGUCAAGAACUUGCUUUCAUGGAAUAUUUCAUUCAUUGAUGUGGUUUUAAUAUCUAGUCCAAUGGGAAUGUUGGGUUUACCGUUUCUCACUAGGAAUACAGGUUUUUCGGCCAAGGUAUAUGCAACUGAGGCUGCCACUAGAAUUGGCCAACUAUUGAUGGAAGAUCUUGUCAAUAUGCAUAAGGAAUUUAGACAGUGUUAUGGACCUGAGUCUGAUGCUCCUAGGUGGAUGAAGUGGGACAAACUUGAAAUGCUACCUUUGGAAUUGAAGAAGACAAUUUUUGGUGCAGAUGGGACUGACUUUGGUUGUUGGAUGCCCUUAUACAGUGCAGCUGAUGUGAAGUCUUGCAUGCUGAAGGUCGAGUCUCUUAAGUAUGCUGAGGAAAUUUGCUACAAUGGCACACUGAUUGUAAAAGCAUUAGCUUCUGGAUUAGAAAUAGGCUCGUGUAAUUGGAGAAUCACUGGUCCUCGAGGAAGCAUUGUUUAUAUUUCAAGUUCUGUUUUCAGAUCUGCCACAGCAAUGAAUUUUGAUUACGAGGCCCUUCAGACCAGUGAUGUGGUUGUAUAUUCAGAUUUCUCUUCUCAGAAUGCUCUAGAGCAAGUUGUCAAUGAUGAGGGUUGCUCUGGCCUCACUAACUACGUCUCAGAUUCAAGUAGUGCUGAUGUUAAUUCAGAGUUCAGAUCUGCUCUCCUUAGCACUGAUGACUAUUCAGAGGAAAUAGAUAAAUUAGAUUUCAUAUGCUCCUGUUCCAUGGACUCUAUCAGAGCUGGGGGUUCGAUUCUAAUUCCUACUGGGCGUCUUGGGAUCAUUUUGCAGCUGUUGGAGCGCUUUGAACUUAACCUAACUUCAGAAAAUAUGAAGGUUCCCAUUUUCGUCAUUUCUUCUGUUGCAGAAGAGCUUAUGGCAUAUACAAGUAUCAUUCCAGAAUGGCUAUGCGAACAAUGGCAAGAUCGUCUCUACUCUGGACAACCCUUGUUCACUCAUAUGGAGAUGUUGAAAGAUGGAAGGCUUUACUUGUUUCCCGCCAUUCAUUCAGUUGAUCUAUUAAAAAUUUGGCAGGAACCUUGCAUUGUAUUUUGUCCUCACUGGAGUCUUCGACUUGGACCGGUCACCCACUUGCUGCGCCGAUGGCGUGGGGAUCAAAAUUCACUACUUGUCAUGGAGGAAGGAGUUGAUGCCAAUUUGGCUCUCUUACCUUUCAAGCCCAUUGCGAUGAAAGUCCUCCAAUGUUCCUUUCUUUCUGGAAUGCGGUUGCAGAAAUCUCUCCUUUUGCUGAAGAUAUUACAACCUAGACAUGUUCUGUUUCCUGAGAUAUUCAGGCGGCAUAUUGUCACUCUCGAGGCCUCAUUUUCAUCGAGCUUCUACCAAGAAAACGAAGAGCUGCACAUCCCCUACACAGACAGCAACUCACGAUUGUACAUCGACGUAGAUUUGGCCAGGCAGCUCAAGUAUACAAAAUUGGAAGAACAAAAUGUGGAUAUCUCAAGGCUGAAGGGAAAGCUCAUGGUAGAGCAAGCACGGUAUGAGCUGUGCGUUGAGGAACACAAACACCCCCAGACGAGGCCGGUGCUGCAUUUUGGGAAAAUUGAUUUAAAUUAUCUUGUGUUGGAACUGCAGAAGAUGGGUGUGGAUGCAACAGUAGAAGUGAAAGGUGAUAGUGGAUCUUACAAUGCUUCCGUGAUACGUGUGUCGAGGCCCAGCACGGCAGUUAUAGAGGUCACAGAAACACAGACAUUGAUCAACGCUGCAGAUGAAGAGGUAGCUUCGUUGAUUUCUCAAGCUGCGCGUAGCAUCUUGCACUGCGUUUGACCAAAGUAGCUCAGACACAUCGUUGGUUUCCCUUGUUAGUAGUGUCUGUUUGUAACAUUAAGUGAUAGAUUGAAAUGUUCUGUUAUGGUGUUUUAGUUGAUGAUAUAUUUCCAAGUAGGUUACUUUAUUAAAGAAAAAUUAAAAAUAAUUCAAACCUCGGUUACUGUUCUAAUUCAGGUGACCUUGUAUAUUUUGUGUAGGAGUGUGGUAUAAUUGAUUUGAGCAGAUCGGUUUGAGUAUAGUGAAGUUGGAGCUUAAUUUGUUUGUUA
Molecule: messenger RNA, 2772 nt
Organism: Salvia miltiorrhiza (redroot sage)
Lineage: Eukaryota; Viridiplantae; Streptophyta; Magnoliopsida; Lamiales; Lamiaceae
Exons: 12
Coding region: 425-2503 (692 amino acids)
Biological process (GO): snRNA processing
Cellular component (GO): integrator complex
Source: RefSeq, a predicted model, not a curated record